GGCGCCUCCUGCUGCUUUCACGGUCCCUUCCUCCGGUGGCUUAUCGAUCCCAGCUAGUCGAUCAUUAGCUUUUGUGUGAGAAUGCUGUCUGCGGAGUGUCACUUUGUGUCCGUUGUUUCUGGCUGAAGGUAUCCGGUACCGGGAGGCUUUAAUGUUCCGUGCAGCUAAUUUAAAAACCAUCGGCAAAGCGGGAACUGGCUGGCACUUUCGCCGGACGAUGGACGAGCUGGUCCACGACCUGGUGUCAGCGCUGGAGGAGAGCUCGGAGCAGGCGGCUCGCGGCGGCUGUGGAGACGGAGGAGAUCACGCUCUGGCCGUCGGCUGCCUGCUGAAGAGGCAGGCUAGGAAACGACGAGGCAGGAAGAGACGCUCCGACAACCCACACCCGCCCUGGGAGACCGGACACCUCAGCGAGGGCUCCGAGUCCAGCGUGGAGGAACACAAGGACUACCGAGCCAGCACCGGAGGCGUCUCUGCCGCCAACAGCCACGCCCGCGAUAACAGCGACUCGGACGAGCAGCUCGGCCCCAAACGGAGAAACCCCCACUCUGCUGAGGUGGGCCGGAGCAAGAGGCCGCUGUGGCCGGACGACCUGGGCGUGUUGGGGUCGGCAGAGGGAACCCGCAGCCUCAGACGGCGCCGUAAAGUCAAACGCAUGGCCGUGGACCCGCCAGCAGAACCAGAACCUCCCUCCUGCACCAUGCUGGGGCCCCCGCCGGUCCCCAAAGCCCGGGUCGUUGGCCGGCCCCCCAGACUGGGUCCCAUGGAGCUCUGUGGAGGAGGAGGCCUGGUGAUGUCUGGAGGGGGGAAGAACCGGGUGAAGAAGAGGAAGCUGGCCUCCCACAGACCGGGGCUGGAGGCUGCAGAUGAGGGGGUGGUGGUGGAGAGCGAGGACCCUGUCUGCUCCCCACUGGGAGCCUCCAAGGACAAGAUGGAGCUGGAGGAGCCCAAGGGCUCGGAUGAGGACAUGAGUGACAGGUGUGAGACCAGCAGUGUCAGCAACAGCAGCGACGGGGGACUUUACACCAACGACGAAGGGAGACAAGGUGACGACGAGCAGAGCGACUGGUUCUACGAGGGCGAGCCGGGUUCUGUUUCUGGACCCGGAGGGGCCUGUGGGAUAGCAGGAGUGGUUCCCUGGUGGGAGAGGGAGACCGGGUCCGAGGAACUGGACCUGGCCGACCCGGUCUUCAACAGCAUCCUCACCGGAUCCUUUCCUCUCAUGAGUCCUGGAGCGCAGAGAGGGUUCCAGGCCAGGUUGAGCCGUCUCCAUGGAAACCAGCAGGUAUCCGACGCCGGGCUGCAGGGAAGCUCCAGUCAAAGCUUCAACGAAAGGCUGAGCAGACAGAACCAGGAUGCCCACGAGCCGUGGUUCAGCUCAGGAUCCAGGAGAGAGCACGGGCAGCUGCACUGGGAGCCUCGAACAGACCGAGGACAUCGGAGGAGCUGCUCAGUUAAAACAGCCAGCAGACAGACCAGCGGACAUCUGGGCUCUUUGUGCACCGGAGACGUGAAGCGACGACGGAAAGCCGCCCCCCUCGGCUCCACCGCCCCCUCAGGCGUGGUCGGGGAGAGCGCCGCCCCCAUCCCAGACUCCAACGUGGGCAGCCGGAUGCUGCAGAGCAUGGGCUGGAGCCCGGGGAUGGGCCUGGGCCCGGAGGGACGGGGCAUCACCGAGCCCAUCAGAGCCACUCAGAGACCCAAAGGCACCGGGCUGGGCUUCAACUGAACCGCCGGAGGAGGGUCGUCACGGCGACGGACCAAGGAGGAGGAGCUUUCCCAUAUUGGGGAAGCAGCAGAAAGCCGAACGGACUCCGGAUCUGGAGGAGGAAUAAAGAAAAAAAAAAAAAAACGGCUCCGAGAAACUUACCAGAGAACUGCCUGGUUCUGGUCUACGGUUCUGGUCCACGGUUCUGGUCCACGGUUCGGUCACAUGUUGCACAAGAACUCCAAAUACCUCAGAGACUUCAGGUUCCUGAUGAUGGCAGGAAUCUGAUUCGUUAAAGGAUGAAGAUAAAACUCUGAAAUGUAGCGGCGACUUUAAGCAGGAAGCUGAAUAAUUUAAGGUUCUAAACGAGCUGCUGGGACUUCUCCUUUAAUAUGACACGGAGAACCGGUUACAAUUUAAAUCCAGACUCCGGCCUCGUCCACAUGAGCACAGAUGUUUUAUUACAUCUACAGAACGAAGCUGCUAAAGACAGGAAGACAACGAUUAACCGAUUAGUUGUCGACUGUUUGAUUAAUCUGCAGUCGAUUUUAGAAUUGAUUUUUCAGCUUGAGUAAGAGAAAACAGUUUAAAUUCUGUGGUUUUAGCUUCUUAAAUGUGAAUGUUUUCUGGUUUCUUUCCUCCUUCAUGUCAUUAAUUUGAAGAUCUUUGGACAAAACGAGACAUUUGAGGAAACUGAUACAUAUUUUUCGCCAUUUUCUGACAUUUUAGAGACAAAACCAGUAAAUUUUUUAAUCAAUAUUUACACCAAUCUUUAGUUUCAGCCCGUUAAAAAACUCUCCUCAAACCAAACUCCAUCCAAAAAUGUUCAAAUUUAAACCAGACAGAAAAUAUUUUUGAGUAAAUCCUCAUUUUUAGCUCCAAGUUUGGUCUCCUCCAGAUUAGAUAUUUAGUACAAUCAGUCUAAAUUCUGUGAUUCCAGCUUCUUCAGCGUGAAUAUUUUCUGUUUCUUUCCUCUUUUAUGACUGUAACCUGAAGAGCUUUGGACUAAAUGAGAAACUUGAGGAAACUCUGAUCCACAUUUUUCAUAAUUUUCUGAUAUUUUAGAGACAAAACAGCUGAUUGAUUAAUCAGGAAGUAAAGAAAAAUUACUGUACUGUGCUCACUUAUUCAACGUUUAUUUUACCAGUUAAAAAUGCUUGAAACCAAAUUGUCAUGAGCGAACAUGACCUGGUAGUAGGAAAUUUAAUAUUGUAGGUUUUUUCUUCCUCUAUGACAAAAAAAACUCAAUAUUUCUGUUUUUUUCUUCUCUUGUUACAGAAAAUUUUAUAAUUUUGUUUUUUUUCUUCCUUUAUUACAGAAAACUGAAUAUUUUUAAUUUUUGUUCAGCUUCCGAUACAGAAAAUUGAAUAUUUCGGGGAUUUUUUUUCUUCUUCAGACAGAAAAUUUAAGAUGUUUUUUUCUUUUUGUAAUACAGAAAAUUUUAUGUAAUUUUUUCCCUCCUUUGCAACAGAAAACUGAAUAUUUUUGUUUUUUUCUUCCUCUGACAGAAAAUGUAAGACUUUUUCUUUUUCUGUUACAGAAAAUUUUAUUUUUUCUUCCUUUGACAGAAAAUUGUAUUUUUAAAAUUUGUUUUUGUUUUUUAUGACGGAUAACUGAAUAUUUUAAUUUUUUCCUUUUUUUGAAAGAAAGCUGAAUAUUUUUUUAUUUUUCUCAUUUUCUGCCAUCAUUUUCGAGCCCAAAUAACUAAUGGAUUAAUCAAUAAUAACAAUAAUAGUAAUUUGUUGCAGCCCCAGUAGAUUCUAAAUAUCUUCACUGUGGACAGAUUUUUCCAAACACAUUAAUUUCAUGCUCCUAGAAAUACAAAAAAUGCAAAGUUUUAAAGCUACAUGAAGAUGAGGCUUCGAAGUUUAUUUAGAAAAUGAGAAAACCGUUUUGUAAAUGAUUUGUGGGCAAAAAAAUAGAAUCUUUUAGAAGAUUUCUGUGGAUGAAAACUAAAGUGCAGCUGAGAGAUUGAAGAACAGAAGACUUUUUUUUUUCUUUGAACGGCUUCGUUUUAACCAAAACGAUGUUUUUUGUUUGUUAUUUUUUAAUUCUACUUCUCCAAAUGAAACAAAUGUGAAUUUGAGUGACAGAAAAACUUCAUUAAACGUGAAAACUGUCUGAA
Acanthochromis polyacanthus (spiny chromis) is the source of this 3833-nucleotide messenger RNA. RefSeq names its product G patch domain containing 2 (gene gpatch2). Bases 152 to 1729 code for a protein of 525 amino acids. The transcript has 10 exons. The record is from RefSeq and is a predicted model, not a curated record. Gene Ontology annotation, molecular function: nucleic acid binding. NCBI's taxonomy places the organism in Eukaryota, Metazoa, Chordata, Actinopteri, Pomacentridae.